AGACGGAAGAGCCUAUGGGAAAGAGCCUGUUACAAGCCCGGGGCUGCAGGUCACCAGCGCCGACGGAGGACUCGCUGCCAGGGUUUAUUAGGUCCUAAUUUAAGCCGAGAGAGUGAAAACCUCAUAAGCAACUGACGGCAGAGCGGGCGGGGUCACUCCGGACUCCGAAGUGACGAGGCGGCAGUUUCCUCCGGCCGCCCCGCUCGCCAUGUGUGUCAUUCACCCAGCCCCAUGAUUCAUCUCCUGGGCCGCUAAAAACCUCCAGCUACUGCAGAGCUGCUGCCCAUCACUCGUGGUGGGGCUGGUCGGAGCAGACCCCCCAGCCUGGGGCCCAGAGAAGAUGGGACAGCUCUCCGUGACACUCGGGAUCCUGCUCUGCACUGCUGGCAGCUGGGGGAGCAACAUCUGCACCACCCGUGGGGUGAACUCCUGCAAGCAGUGCCUGGCUGUCAGUCCUCUCUGUGCCUGGUGCUCUGCUGAGGUCUGGGCACAGUCGACCCCUCGCUGUGACCUACAUGCCAACCUCCUGCACAACGGCUGCACACAGGACCACAUUGAGUCCCCCAGAAGCAGUGUCACCAUCCUGGAGGACCGGCCCCUCAGCAACAAGGGCUCGGGGGGCUCCACCACCACCCAGAUGAGCCCGCAGAGAAUACAGCUGAACCUGCGGUCAGAUGACUCCCAAGUGUUUCAUGUCCAAGUGCGUCAAGUGGAAGAUUACCCUGUGGACAUCUACUACCUGAUGGACCUGUCCAACUCAAUGAAAGAUGAUCUGAGGAACAUCCAGAACCUGGGCACAAAACUGGCCAGUGAGAUGCGUAAGCUCACCAGCAACCUACGCAUCGGCUUUGGGGCCUUUGUGGAUAAACCCAUUUCCCCCUAUAUGUACAUAUCUCCUCCAGAAGCCGUCAAGAACCCUUGCUAUGAGAUUGGGGAAACCUGCCUGCCCAUGUUUGGGUACAAACACGUCCUGUCACUCACGGAUGAGGUGACUCGCUUCAACGAAGAGGUGCGGAAGCAGAGCGUCUCCCGGAACCGCGAUGCACCCGAGGGCGGCUUCGAUGCCAUCAUCCAGGCCACCGUAUGCGAUGAAAAAAUUGGCUGGAGGAAUGAUGCUUCCCACCUGCUCGUCUUCACCACGGAUGCGAAAACCCAUAUUGCAUUGGACGGGCGGCUGGCUGGCAUCGUGCAGCCCAAUGAUGCCCAGUGCCACAUCGACAAGGAUAAUUUCUACUCUGCCACCACCACACUGGACUAUCCCUCUCUGGGCCUGAUGACUGAGAAACUCUCACAGAAGAACAUCAACUUGAUCUUUGCUGUGACAGAUACGGUUGUUGGACUCUACCAGAACUACAGUGAGCUGAUCCCAGGCACAACCGUGGGCACGUUGUCCAGAGACUCCAGUAAUGUCCUGCAGCUCAUACUGGACUCCUAUGGGAAAAUCCGCUCCAAAGUAGAGCUGGAGGUGCGUGACCUCCCUGAAGAGCUGUCCCUGGCCUUCAAUGCCACCUGCCUCAACGAUGAGGUCAUCCCUGGGCUCAAGUCUUGCAUGGGGCUCAAGAUUGGGGACACGGUGAGCUUCAGCAUCGAAGCCAAAGUGCGGGGCUGCCCCCAGGAGCAGCAGAAAUCCUUCACCAUCAAACCUGUGGGCUUCAAGGACAGCCUGACAGUGGUGGUGAACUUCAACUGCGAGUGCUCCUGUGAGAGCCACGCCGAGGCCAACAGCCUGUCCUGCAGCCACGGCAAUGGCACGCUGGAGUGCGGCGUGUGCCGCUGCAACCCCGGGCGCCUGGGCUCACACUGCGAGUGCUCGGAGGAGGAGUACAACCCCUCACAGCAGGACAACUGCAGCCCCCAGCCAGGCCAGCCCCUGUGCAGCCAGCGUGGCGAGUGCAUCUGCGGGCAGUGCGUGUGCCACAGCAGCGACUUUGGGAAGGUGACGGGCAAGUACUGUGAGUGCGACGACUUUUCCUGUGUUCGCUUCAAGGGCCAGAUGUGCUCAGGUCACGGACAGUGCAGCUGUGGGGACUGUCUGUGCAACUCAGACUGGACAGGAGACUACUGCAACUGCACCACGCGCACCGACACCUGCAUGUCCAGCAAUGGGCUGGUGUGCAGCGGCCACGGCUCCUGCGUGUGCGGCCGCUGCGAGUGCACCCAGCCCAGCUCCUACGGAGAUACCUGCGAGAAGUGCCCCACCUGCCCAGAUGCUUGCACCAUCAAAAAAGAUUGCGUGGAGUGCAAGAAGUUUGAGCGGGGAAAGCUAGUGGAGCAGCAGUCCUGCAGCCGCAUGUGCCGUGAUGAGAUUGAGACCGUGCAGGAACUGAGUGACAGGGGCAAGGAUGCCAUGAACUGCACCUAUAAGGACGAGAAUGACUGUGUGAUGAGGUUUCAGUAUUACGAGGACUCCAGUGGCAAGUCCAUCCUCUACGUCAUCGAGGAGCCUGACUGUCCAAAGGGGCCAGAUGUCCUGGUAGUCCUGCUCUCAGUGACAGGUGCCAUCCUGCUCAUCGGCCUCGCUGCCCUGCUCAUCUGGAAGCUCCUCAUCACCAUCCACGACCGCCGUGAGUUCGCCCGUUUCGAGGAGGAGAAGGCCAGGGCCAAGUGGGACACGACCCAUAACCCUUUAUAUAAAGAGGCCACAUCUACCUUCACCAACAUCACAUACCGUGGGAACAUGUAAGGAUGCCACAUCCAGCACUGGCCAAGGGAUCAGCUGAGGAUCCGUGGGAUGUCCUGGAAUCCAGUUUACAGAAGAGCUUGUUUGUGUCUGCCUGUGUGAAUGACUGCAUGUAAUUUAACAAAUCCCUGACUGCCUCCAACCCCUCUUGUCUGUCACCCCACUGUAACUGCAGGGAUGUGCUUUCCAUAGCAAACUUUGGUCUUUACCUCAGCGGGUUGCUCGCAAAGCCAGCAGCCCCUCCAUACACUGAACACAGAGAAGUGGGAUGAUCUCUGUCAGUCUGUGAACUCUUCGGUGCUCAUCGGGCCAAGGCCAUUCAGGAGCAGCUGCUUGAACCACAUGCUGAGCUGUGCUCUCCUCCACCACCUGUGCUGGUGAAGCUCUGCCCACUUGGAGUCCCCUUCUGCACUGGUCUCAGUUCCUCUGGGCAGAGGGACCUUCUUUGGGACAGGACAGCUGCCAGACAGGAGCCAUCACUGGCUUUGGGGAUUCAGGACACUGCUUGAGCAGCCCAGCAGGUCCUUUCUUCUUGCAGUUGUAUGUCACUGGUGCUUCUGUGACCCAGGGUGGUAAAAAGCUGUGUCCCACAAAACAGUGCCCUCCCUCACUCCCUCCACUUCAUUCAGUCUAUAUCACCUGCCAACUCCGUGUAGCAUCAGCUGUGCUGGUACCAACUGCAGCCUGGCUCAGCCCCUGGGAUGGUGCUGAGCUCCUCCUGUCUGUCUCCACUGUCCUCAUGCCACAGCUCACAUGGAUGUGCAAGCAGCUGCUUUAGGAUGGUCAUGAUACCUGAUAUCCCUUGAGCCUGGCCACCUCUCUCCCCUUUCUAUGUUUUUUGGACUGUGUAACUGCAGCAACCCUGGACUUCCGUGUGGCUCAGGGUUCCAGAAGAGCAGGCAGGGCUCAGGCUAUGUCCUGCUGCCUGGGGCUGUGUGUCACUCCUAGAGGAAUACAAAGAGUUGUCCCAGGGGCAUUGCUGGGCUGUAA
Oenanthe melanoleuca is the source of this 3670-nucleotide messenger RNA. RefSeq names its product integrin subunit beta 3 (gene ITGB3). Gene Ontology annotation, biological process: cell adhesion mediated by integrin; integrin-mediated signaling pathway; cell migration. Gene Ontology annotation, cellular component: integrin complex; cell surface; focal adhesion. Gene Ontology annotation, molecular function: zinc ion binding; integrin binding; fibrinogen binding. The transcript is spliced from 15 exons. NCBI's taxonomy places the organism in Eukaryota, Metazoa, Chordata, Aves, Passeriformes, Muscicapidae. The coding region runs from base 341 to 2683 and encodes 780 amino acids. The record is from RefSeq and is a predicted model, not a curated record.